Messenger RNA from Dunckerocampus dactyliophorus (ringed pipefish), 1729 nucleotides. Its product is annotated as ly6/PLAUR domain-containing protein 1-like. Gene Ontology annotation, molecular function: acetylcholine receptor inhibitor activity. Lineage: Eukaryota; Metazoa; Chordata; Actinopteri; Syngnathiformes; Syngnathidae. Bases 311 to 730 code for a protein of 139 amino acids. Gene Ontology annotation, biological process: acetylcholine receptor signaling pathway. The transcript is spliced from 3 exons. The record is from RefSeq and is a predicted model, not a curated record.
AAUUAGCAUCAUUCAUAAACCAGGAAGAUGCCAGAUUAUUCCUCAUGGACUUUCAUUUUCUGUGCCACGACUUUCACAUUCACAUUCCGUUCUCAGUUCUCAGGCACACAUACACACACACACACACACACACACACACACACACAGGCAGAGGGUGAGAAAUACGAGAUAUAUAUAUAUAUAUAUUUAAUGUAGUAUAUAGAGAGGGUGCAUACAGUAUAUAGAGAGUGUUAGUGACAGUCACUGUCAGACGCAGUAUGUCUGUGUGUACUCAACAUCUUUCCCUCCAGUCCCAGCACAUGACGAGACGAUGCGGAUCUUCACAGUCUUAACUUUGCUUCUGGUCUUCUUCCAGUCAGGGCUGCCUCUGCAAAUUCAGUGCUACCAGUGUGAGGAGUUAACCAGCGACUGCUCCUCACCACAGUUUAUCGUCAACUGUACUGUCAAUGUGCAGGACAUGUGCCAGAAUGAAGUUCUAGUGAAGGAAGAUGGGAUACACUACCGCAAAUCCUGUGCCUCCUCAGGAGCCUGUCUCAUCGCUUCUUCUGGCUACCAGCAGUUCUGCACUGGCAAGAUGAACUCAGUGUGCAUCACAUGCUGCAACACAUCACUGUGUAAUGGACCACGCCAGAAGAAACGAGCCCAACCAUCCGCCGCUAUUACCUUGACCAUGCCGCAUCUCACUGUUUUCAUUUGCUUCUUCAUCCUGCUUGCCUUCAGCCUUUACUGAACUGUACCAACAGUGGACAAUUUACAUGUGAAAGUGUAGAUAGGAAGCUUUUAAUCUGUGAAGCUUUGUGUCACAGUUUGCUUUCAAAUGUUCAUCUUUCCUUGUGCUGCGUCCUUCAUGUGCUCUUCAAUGAAGCUUAAUGUUGUUCAGGUAUUUUAAUCAGGACAGAUACCCCAGAGGUUUAAAAGCAUGUGAACUCUCCUCAAGAAAUAAUGCCAUAGCAUUGAAAAAGGCAUCAUGGUGGAGCAUGUGGCUAGCAUGUCGGCCUCACAACACGGAGGUCCUGGGUUUGAAUUUGGCUCUGACCGCUCUGCUGGCGACCAGUCCAAGGUCUACUCACCUCUCACCCAAAGUCAGAUAGGAUAGGCUCCAGCUCGCCAUGACUAUCUGAACAGCAGCAAACAACAUGGUGACAGGUAAGUUUGCAAAAAUUUUAAUGGGAAUGAUGGACAUUUUCAGAAUGACCAGGAAUAUAGUGGAUCUUUGACAGGUCAUUUAUAGAAUGUUUCUGAAAAAAAAACCCAUCUUGCAGCAUAAGCUUUGAUAAAAAUAAUAAGAUUUUGUGCAAAUUCAGUCGCCUUUCCACCUUGCUGCAGUUCCAUGUACAAGCUCUAUUGGCUAUGAGUCUCUUCAUAUGCACAAUAAUAAUAUGUUUUUAUUAAUAUAGGCACUGCCCAAUCCUUUCAUUAUGUAUGUUCUUAUAUCUCAACAGUAGAUAUAUCAGAUAUUCCUAUCAUGGAUGCAUAGCUACACUAAGAUGACUACUGUUGAGGAUCAUGUCAACUUAAACUUUAGGUAGACAAAGAAUUACUUAAUAUGCCAUCAAUCCAUCCACAUCAUCAAUACAAUCAAUUUAAUGGGAUUGUGCGAGUAGUCACCAGAAGUGUUUUUAAGCAAUAUUUAAUACUGGAGAUAAUGCCGACAGACAAUUUCUCGAGAGAAAGAGCAGCAGCUCGUCUCAGUCACUGUUGCUUACUUAGGUUUGUGUGGGAAUUGUCA